Molecule: messenger RNA, 659 nt
Organism: Guillardia theta CCMP2712
Lineage: Eukaryota; Cryptophyceae; Pyrenomonadales; Geminigeraceae
Exons: 5
Source: RefSeq, a predicted model, not a curated record
AGCUGCAGGAGCUGAAGAGGAAGAUCGACGAGACGACGAAGAUCUCGUUCGAGUUCCUCGUCACUGAGGUCAAGGAGGUCAGCACGGCGUGUGCUGGGGCUCAGGCUACGGUGGCCAACCUGGGGAAGGUGGAGGAGAAGAUGGAGGAGGAGGAGGAGAGGGGCCAUGUGCGCAAGUUCAUGGAGAAGAUGGGCGAGUUUCUGUCGAGCGCAGCAGAGGAAGUGACGAAGAUGGGAGAUGAUCUUUCUCGGAUGCAGCAGGAGCAUGCGCAGGUGGCUGCAUAUUUUGUGGAAGACUCGGGAAAAUUCAAUGCAGGUCAAUUCUUCGCUGACCUUCAGACUUUCCUCCGUGAGCUCUUGACCUGCGGGGAAGAACUCAAGAAUGACGCGAAGCUGAUUGCGAUCCCUCCGGAUCAUUCAUUCUUCUCCAAGGAUGCAGACACUGCUUCCUCCCACCCCAAGGAGGACACUGUGGAGGAGGGCGAGAACAGCUCUGUUCCUCCUUCUGAUCCUCCUCUUCCUCCUCUGCCUCCUCUUCCAUCCGCCGACGGUUCUUUGCCUCCUCCUCCUCCUCCUCCUGGCCUGGGACUCCCUCCUCCUCCUGCUCCUCCUCCUGCAGUCAAGGAAAAGAAAAGCAAGAAACCAGCCAAAUCUCUGCAG